CUGGCGUUGCUAGUCUCAGCUGCGGCGGCCGACGGCAACGGUCGGCCACCAGGAGCCGGAGGGAUCCCCGCAGGUGGCUCCUCCGAGAGCCCAGCGCGGGAAGGUAGAACGGGUGGAACUACUGUCCCCCAGCCUCGCCGCGGGGAGCCCCCGGUGCCGGGGGACAGCGCCGGCUGCUCGCCGGCAGCCAGCGGCGCCCUGAUGCGGGCGCCCCGCGGGGAGCGCGCCCUGGAGGAGUCCCUGGAGCGGUACCAGAGGCGCCUCCGAGAACGUGCCAGUGAAAGCAUCUCUCAACUGAAACAUGCCUUGGCAAAAGGUGAUGGCACAGGAUUUGACCAGUCCUCUGUGGAUGAGGGCAGUGACAAUGCAGACACGGCCAAUGAUGACUGUGAGACUGCACCCAGUCAGGAACUGCCGCACAGUCAUGCGGUUAACCAACUUAAAAUUUUGUUGCAACACCAAGAAAGAAUGGAAAGUGAAGAGUCUCCUUCAAGAAGGAAGAAUUCAUUCCAUAAGCCCCCAGAAGCUGUGCCUGAAGACUUACCAGCCCUUUUCGAUCUUGUUCCUAUAAUCACCGAUCAGUCACAAUACAUUAAACAUUUGGAAACAGAAGUGAAGUUUUACAAGGAGGAGUUGUGUGGGGUGAAAGAUCAAGAACAGGCAAUUUUACUUGAAAAUGAGGAACUUCAUCAGAAGCUGAAAUUCAUAACUGCAGAAUACAUGUUGAGAGAACAAACUCUUCUUGAUGCCUCAGCAAAUACUCAGAGAUCCUGGCCGGUAGGUGGUAAAGACUGCAGCAUACAUCAGCCUGUCACCUCCUCACUGGCACACAGCAAAGAUCAGGCUUUUGUUGCAGCAGCUUCUGGAGACAAAGCCACGUGGCCUGUAGAACUGGAGAAUCUAAAACUUCUUUAUCAAGAAAAAGUCAAUAUCCUUGAUGCUCAAAUACAGUCUCUAAGAAAAGACCUUUCAGAAUCUCAGAAGACAUGCAAAGAUUUGGAAGGAAGGCUGAAACACCAAAAGUCACUGUUUGCAGCCAGAAAUUCCAGCCAGGUUGGUGGUCUGUGCCUGAACUGUGCCCAGCACGAGGCCAUUCUUGCACAGACCCACUGUAAUGUCCACGUGCAGACCAUCGAGAGGCUGACGAGAGAAAGAGAUGACUUGAUGGAUGCACUUGUUUCAGUGAGACAAAGCAUAAAAGAGAUGCAGCAAAGAGAAUCUAAUGCUUGUAAGCAAGUUGAACAUGCUGUGCAAAUGGCAGAAGAGGCCAAUUUUGAAAAAACAAAGGCUCUAGUCCACUGUGAGCAACUGAAAAGUGAGAUGGAACGACAGAAGAAUUAUCUUGAAAAGGAGCUGGCUGCCCAGCUAAAUAAGAGGGCUGAUGAAAAAGAAGCACUGCGGCGAGAAAUGAAGAAGGAAAGGGAGGACUUGGCAGCAAUGGUGACAGCUUUGUCUAAGGAUGUGGCUGUUUUGGAGGCUCAAAUAGAGAGAAUUACAAGGGAAAAGAAUUCUCUAGUUAACCAGUUAGAAGAAUCACAGUGCCAACUUGCAUCUCAUGAAAUGGAGAUGAAUAAGGUGUGUGGAGAAAUGCGCUAUCAGUUGAAUCAAACCAAAAUGAAGAAGGAUGAGGCAGAAAAGGAGCUCAGAGAGUACAGAACAAAAACUAUAAGGGAGCUUGAAAUUAAGGACCAGAAAAUAGAAAAACUGGGAUUAGAGCUCAAUGGGAACAAACAGCGUUUGGAACAAGCCCAGCAGGAUGUGACAGAAGCCAGAGAGGAGUGCCUAAAACUGACAGAACUGCUGAGUAAAUCUGAGCACCAACUGCACCUCACCAGAUUGGAGAAAGAGAACAUUCAGCACAGCAUUAGCAGUGAAGCAAAGGCCCGAGCCCUUCAGGCCCAGCAAAGAGAGCAGGAGCUGACACAGAAGAUGCAGCAAAUGGAGGCCCAGCAUGAGAAAACUGUAGAAGAACUGGAUUCAUUGCUGACCUCCCAGAAUACAUUCAUAGCAAAAUUAAAGGAAGAAUGUUUUGUGUUCGCAAAAAAGUUGGAACAAAUGUCAGAAAAAUACAGAUCUGAAGUCAACCAGCUUAGUCAGGAAAAAGAAUAUCUUCAUGGCAGAUUGGAGAAGAUGCAGAAACGGAAUGAUGAAUUGGACCAACAAUGUAUCCAGCAUGGGAGAAUGCAUGAGAGAAUGAAGUCAAGGUUACAGCAGCUUGACAAGCACUGCCAGACCACUGCCCAGCAGUUAGUGGAGUUGCUCAACAAACAGAAUCAGCUCUUCAAAGAGAAGCACCUGCUUACAGAAGAGGUGCAGUUUCUGCGAACACAGGGAAAAAUAUGGGAUGCAGAUCUCAAACAGGACACAGAUGGAAUGAAGUAAAAACCUGGAAGGAUAAAGAGAAAUGAGCAGAAGUCUGCUCUGCACCUGGCUGAAACUUGUCUGAGGCUCACCCAAAGACACCUCUGCAGAAAACAGGCACACUUGCUAGCUAAUUUCAGCUGGUUUCUAUUUGGUUUUAACUACAGAAUCACAAAUAUUUUGAAGCCUUACCAGCCUACCAAACUUUCUAGGACGACAGCUGAGACUUUUCUGAAAAGACCAGGCUUGCAAGCCAGUUUUAACAGCUAUUACGUGGUGUGGAUGUCAAUAAUUUGUACAAUGUUUAUAAAAUGUUUUUAUCUAUUUUCAUAAUUGAACAUACAUGUCUAUAUUAUUUACAGACUGAAAUAUCAAUAAACCUAAUAGGUUCUCUAGGUUCCUUGUUCUGUUCUUCUGAAUUCAAGGGAAAGCAUGUGCAGGGGAAGGAGGGAGAAGGGGGCUAUUUGCAAGUGCUGCACAUGUACACUGCCCUCCUUUUUACAAACUCAGUACCAGAAUAUACCGGGAACUUUAUUCAACAGGAUAUUUGUCACUUCUAUAUAAAAAGUGAGUCCCGACAACUACUUACUAAUCAGAAAAGCGUAAGAAGAUUGAGAAAUAGUUCACCGAAUGUGGAGGAAUUUCUAUGGGUCAGGUUCCCCUUUAAAACAUUCACUGAACAAGGCCUUUAAGAGAAAAGAGCCCUUGAUUAUUACAGAGGAGCCAUUACAGGAGGUGAUGGGCUCCACACUGAAGUGGUGAAACUGGACUUUUGCACCAGCACAUAUUCAGGGCACCAGCUGAACUUGGCUUCAAAUUAUUGAACUCAGAAUAUUUGGAAGGUACAGGUGGAGGGCUUUUUUUCUGGUUAACUGUGCACUCAUGUUUUGCAAGGUUACUUUUCAUAUACCCAACUGUUUUAGAAAUAAUUUAUCUGAAUAUUUUGCUAUCUAGUGUAGGAUAAGCUACACACACAAGAGAAAAGUUUCUACAUCUAUUUUUUUUCAAUGUAGUUGGUAAAGGGGGUGAAAAAAGCGCAAAGAACAGUUCCGCAGCAAUAAAGCUACUUCAGCCAGCAUGAACACAGAAAACAUAACAAAAAUAAGAGUAACAACACAUGCAAUAAAUUACCAUUGGGUGUGGCACACAAUCCUUCCUUCCCUUAUAUUUUAAGAAUUAUUAGUGGUACAGCCCUAACAUCAAAGUGAUUUUUCCUCCCUAUUUCAAUUUCCUGCCAUAUAAAACUGCCAAACACAUCUGAUCACCUCCAUGAACAGCUUCACAGAUAUGACACUGAGCGUGCUGAGAGAGGCCUCAGGUCUUUAAGAAGAAGAAAGGCUGCUGAAGGAAAGCCCUCUCUAGUCAAACUCAGGAUUUUUCACAGUAGUCAGGCUGACAGCUUUUUAAGUACUUUAUAGAUGGUUACUUUUUACUUUAUAGCUUUUUACUUUAUAGAUGGUUACACAGUUAAGAAUAUACAUUUAUAAAUGUAGGAAAUGCAAACUUUAUUUUCUAUUAUUCCACAGCAUAAAUCUGUGUUUUAAUAGGAGACAGUGCCUAUAGGCUACAUGUGCAAAGCAACUUGGGCACCUAUUCCUGACACUUAGGCUUCACUGAGACCCUGGAGCACACCGGGACCCUCAACCUUUCUGGACUUGCCUCACCUACCAGGUGGCUUCUGGUGGCCACACGCAGGGCCCCACUGCCAGCCACCCACGUGCAUGUACGAGUCUGAUUUCAAAGGGUCCUGGGCUGCCAGUAUACAUAGCUCGAAGCAGGUUUUCAUACUCAUCCCAGGCAUAGGUGCCUAUUGUUUUGCUGGGAGUCCACCAGGAAUAACUUCUCCUGCAGCAGUUACUCUGCUUUGUAGCAAUUAAUAAGUCAUUACAGCACCAGGCCUACCUGUCUCAUAUCCCUCCCCACCUUCCCCUGCUUCUACUUAAGCACUAUAAUCUUGGUUUUACAAAUUCUACAAGUAUCAGACCCGAUGAUCAAAUCCAGGUCAGCACACAGAGCGUGAUUCCACAACAUGGGAUGCAGACAGUCCUGUCACUGCUGCAGUUUUGUCCUGGUCACUGACAUCCUGAUAUCACUGAACUAAUGGAUGGCUGUCUCCCUGAUGCUCUUUCCUAUUACAAGGUCGGGGAGGAAAAAAAAGGAGGGAAAAAAGAAAGGAAAAAACCUGAGACCUGGAUGAAGCACCUCUAUUCCUGAGAAGCAUUCACGUCAGAGAACAGAAAACCCAUCAGACCCACUGCUUUAGGGACACUCAGCCCUCCAGACUGGCUGGUUCAAAUAGCCCUGGACCAGCCCGUGGGCUUCAAAGAGUCCCAUUCUCCAGUGCCCUGCAAAUCCCACCUUCCCUUUCUUCCGUCUCCUUCCCCAAACAUUGCCUAGCUGUGGGAUAUGAGGCCAAGAAUUUAAUCAGAUGAAAAUCACUUAAAUGGUGGAUGUUCUGAUAGGAGCAUAUCUUCAAAAGUAUAACCCAAAUUUACUUUUAUAAGUAAGUGACAUACAUCUCACAGAGUUAACAGGAACCACCUGUAUGGAAACAGCCUGGGUCCAAAGCACAGAUACAUUUUGCUUAGUCAUAAAAACUUUUUUUUUGACAAUACUGUAACUUAAUCAUUUACAAGCUGAAACUGUUCACCCAGUAUCUGAAAUAUGUCACAGCGAGUUACAGUUAUCACUAGGACUUCACAGCAAAUAAAACUUGUAACUAAACAUGCACAGAUCAUUAUAUAUACAGUGAUAAAAAAAUAAUGAUGUACAUUUUCUUGUAAGAAGAAAUUAAGUAAAUUCUUUGUGCAUUUCAGGAUUGAAACAUCUAACCUAUAUAAAAUUACUUUAAAAUAUGAAGUAAAUAUUUAACCCAAAACUUGAGAAAUCUUUUGUAAUCUGCAAUAUAGCCUUCUCAUUUCCAUUUUUCUUUCUCUGACACAGGACAACUUAAGAAUUUUAUCCUCUAAGAUAUUUAAUAGUAAUGUGCAGAUAUAAAAAAAUACGUCCUCUGUAGCAAGCUUGAACAUAUAUAUAUAUAUAUAU
This is a messenger RNA of Pyrgilauda ruficollis (rufous-necked snowfinch), 5406 nucleotides long. It is a transcript of the gene SDCCAG8, whose product is annotated as SHH signaling and ciliogenesis regulator SDCCAG8. The transcript is spliced from 19 exons. Gene Ontology annotation, cellular component: centriole; centrosome. Lineage: Eukaryota; Metazoa; Chordata; Aves; Passeriformes; Passeridae. Gene Ontology annotation, biological process: centrosome cycle; tube formation; neuron migration. The record is from RefSeq and is a predicted model, not a curated record. Bases 202 to 2382 code for a protein of 726 amino acids.